AUGGGCAGGAGCAGGAGGAGCAGGGCAGGGAUUGGCCACUCUGGACUGGGAGGUGCUGGGGAGGGCACCUCUGGGGUGCUGGGGGAGGGUUUGGGCUCCUCAGGCCAAGGAGGGUAUGGAGGGGAUGGAAAGUGGCCAGGGAAGGGCAAAGGGAGGUGGGGAAGGGACUGGGGGAGGGGGAGGGGAAGGGAGUGGGGGAGGGAGGAGGGGAAGGGAUUGGAGGAGGAGGAAGAGGGAAAGGACUGGUGGAGGAGGGGAAGGGUCUGGAGGAGGGGGGGAAGGGAUUGGAGGAGGGAGGAGGGGAAGGGAUUGGAGGAGGAAGAGGGAAAGGGACUGGAGGAGGAGGGGAAGGGAUUGGAGGAGGAGGAGGGGAAGGGACUGGAGGAGGAGGAGGGGAAGGGUCUGGGGGAGGAAGAGAAGGAGGGGAAGGGUCUAGGGGAGGAAGAGAAGGAGAGGAGGGGUCUGGGGGAGGAAGAGAAGGAGGGGAAGGGUCUGGGGGAAGAGGAGGAGGGGAAGGGACUGGAGGAGGAAGAGGAGGAGGGGAAGGGUCUGGGGGAGGGAGGAGGGAAAGAGACAGGAGGAGGAGGAGGAGGAGGAGGAGGAGGAGGAGGAGGAGGAGGAGGAGGAGGAGGAGGAGGAGGAGGAGGAGGAGGAGGAGGAGGAGGAGGAGGAGGGAAAGGGACUGGAGGAGGAGCUGGCAUUGGAAGCUCUGCACACAAGGAGACUCCACAACCUCUCUGGGCAGCUGCUCCAGGCCUGGCACCCUCCAAGCCAAGCAGCUGCUGCUCAGGGCACCUCCUGCCUCCCACUUGCUGCCCCUUGGCACAGCUCUGGGCACCACUCAGCAGUGCCCAGCCCCAGCCUCAUGCCCCCCCAACCCCCAGCACAGAGCAGAUGCCCUCUGGGGCUGCUCCCCUGCAGGCUGCCCAGCCCCAGCAGCACCCCCAGAGGUGCCCUCAGCAUCUCCUCAAGCUCUGCUGGGCUCUCUCCAGCAGCUGCUGGGCUCUGCAGCUGGGCAGCCCCCACCUGGCCCUGGCAGGGGCACAGCAGAGGGCCAGCAGCAGCAGCAGCAGCUGCCUCUGUGCCCUGCUGCCCACACUCUUCCUCAUGCCACUCCCCAGCAGAGCCCCUUGGGGACCUCCUUGCCCACCUUGCUGCCUCCUGCCCACCCUGGUGCCCACUCCCAGCUCCUUGCCAGCAGCUCUCCCCCUCCAUGCCCUGUGCCAGGAGCUUGUUCCUCCGUGCCCAGGGGGCAGGACCCUGCCCUCGGCCUGCUGGCACCUCAGGACCUUCCCCUCCCCCAGCAGCUCUGCAUCCUCACCACCUCCAUCCUCAUCUUGCUUCCCACAGCAGCUCGAAGCAAACCCAACCCAAGCUCAACUCCCAGAGCCUUCCUCCCUCCCAGCAGGGCUCUGUGCCACCAGACGGUGCCAGGAGAGCCGAGACGGUGCCCAGGGAGGAGCUGGAGAUGUUCCCAACCCCUGGAGCCAAAAAAAGCCUUUGGGUGACGUCAACCUGAGCCGAGAGAGCAGGAUCAGAUUGCAAGGACCUGACCCAGAUUGUGGCUGCAGCCUUCAGCCCCGGGGACAGCUGAGAGCGGAGUGCUGA
Molecule: messenger RNA, 1608 nt
Organism: Pogoniulus pusillus (Red-fronted tinkerbird)
Lineage: Eukaryota; Metazoa; Chordata; Aves; Piciformes; Lybiidae
Product: WAS/WASL-interacting protein family member 1-like
Exons: 1
Coding region: 1-1608 (535 amino acids)
Source: RefSeq, a predicted model, not a curated record